AUGCGUGAUGAUCAGGUGAAAGCAGCUGUUUUAUCAGAUCCUGACAUUAUACUGUUGGGAAUGAACAUGUACGUUGAUCAUGGGAAUCAGACUCAUCGGCAUGUUUAUAUAAAUAACAAAAUGAGGGAACUUGGAAGAUUACUUAUUGAAUUAAGAAAACAUGGCAUUUCAUCUAUAUAUGAAGCUAUUGGAAAUUCUAAUUGGAAUACUCUUAUUAGUUCAGUGCAAGAACUGUGUCAAUUUGAGCCAACUUCAAAUACUUUUGGAAUUCCAUCCCUGGCCUGUAAAGUUGGCCAGUCUCUCAAGAAUAUUGCAGACGACAUUCUUUUUCAGAAAUUGAAAACAGGAGACUCAGAAGGAGGAGAAAUUGCAGAAACUUUUUUAAAGUUAUAUGACCUAGGGUGGACAAAAGACAUAUCUGCAAAAGCAAUAAGAACAUUACAAAUGAACAAAUACAAUAAACGUAAGUUACUACCUUUAGUUGAGGAUGUUGUUAAAAUCAGCAAAUAUAUAGAUAGAAGGUGUAAAGAACUAGAACUAACAAGUGAUUGCUAUAGGGAAUAUUGCCAACUUAUUCUUGCACAGAUAAUUCUUUUCAACCGUAAAAGUGGAGGGGAAACUGAAAGAAUGACAUUAAAGAAUUUUCAAGAUUCUCAGUGUGGAGGAGUUGUUGACAAUGUAGUUUUAAGCACUCUUACAGAAUUUGAAAAGAAUCUAUGCAAAACCCAUCUAAGGGUGGAAAUUAUAGGCAAGAAAAACAGAAAAGUGCUAGUUUUACUAACAGAAACAAUGAAAAAGAACAUUAUGUUUCUUAUUGAAAUGAGAUCUACAGAAGGCAUAACAAGCAACUUUCUCUUCGCGUGGCCUGGAGAAGCUAGACACCCCUUUCGAGGUGUUGAUGCUCUUAGAAAUGUUGUAAGAGAGGCAGAUGUUAAACACCCAGAAUUGCUGACUUCAACGUUGCUAAGAAAACAGAUGGCAACUUUAGCCCAAGUGUUGAAUCUUAGUGAGACAUCUCAAGAUAUUUUGGCAACGUUCCAGGGCUACAUCAUACGAGUUCAUCGCCAAUUUUACAGGCUAUCAGAAGAAACCAUGCAAGUGGCAAAGGUCUCAAAGUUGUUACACUGUAUUAAUAGUGGAACCAUUGCUAGAUUUAAAGGACAGGAUUUCAAUGAUAUUACCUUUGAUGUUAAUGAUGAACUAGAAAGUGACAAUGAGAGUGAGCAAGAUGCUGAGGAGGAUAAGGAAGAGAAAGAAGAGAUAGUAAUUGAGGAAGUACCCAUUCAGGAAGCCACCAAAAAGUGCAGAAAAAGAAACCUGAACAGAAGCGAGUGUGUAGUUCAGCUGAAAAGAAACUGUUGA
This is a messenger RNA of Mytilus californianus (California mussel), 1362 nucleotides long. RefSeq lists its product as uncharacterized. NCBI's taxonomy places the organism in Eukaryota, Metazoa, Mollusca, Bivalvia, Mytilida, Mytilidae. Bases 1 to 1362 code for a protein of 453 amino acids. The record is from RefSeq and is a predicted model, not a curated record. The transcript has 2 exons.